Colletotrichum truncatum is the source of this 4302-nucleotide messenger RNA. Its product is annotated as DEAD helicases superfamily protein. The record is from RefSeq and is a predicted model, not a curated record. Gene Ontology annotation, molecular function: helicase activity; mRNA binding. Gene Ontology annotation, biological process: mRNA splicing, via spliceosome. Gene Ontology annotation, cellular component: catalytic step 2 spliceosome. Lineage: Eukaryota; Fungi; Ascomycota; Sordariomycetes; Glomerellales; Glomerellaceae.
AUGCCCACAGCCAAGCGGCAGAAGAAGAGCGGCGAGGCCCAAACUGCGCCUUCGACUCGAUCCAAAACGAAACACACAGGUGAACGUCCGACUGUUGCCGAUAUCGAGGGAGAGAGCGCUUUUUCUCAGGUCGCCAAGAAGCACUGGCUCAAGCCAACCAAGAAGGCGGUCAAGGUCAAGGUGAAGUACGAGGUUGUCAAGCAGGAGAUAUGGGAUGUUUUAGAGCAUGAUGGCUUCCCAUAUAAGUCUAUAUUGACAUUGGAGAGUUUGCAGACACUAGAAAGUUAUCUAUGGCCUGGAUACACGGAAGAAUCAUCUAAUCACCAUGUACUUUUGGUGGUUCUUUUGGUGAACGUGAAGCGACGUGAGCAGCUCGAGGCAUGGGGCAUAUUUGAGGACCGGCCAGACGAUUUCUCGAGCUUGUUCCGUCGAAUUCUUUCUAUGACUCUCGACCAAACGCUUUCACCCAGCAUCAGGACUCACCUGUUGGCAUUCUUAAUAUCGGCUUUCCAAAGCUUGGACUGCGCCAUUGUGAGGAAGGAAUGUGCGCCACUGGUUUCGAUAUCUAUCUGGCACAGUUUGUCAACUGAGGAACUGCGCGAGGAGAAGCUUGAACAGAAUUCUCAUGUGCGAAAGGCAUGGCGAGCAGCAGCAAAGAGAUAUGAUGCUGCCGAUGACGCCACAAAGGCAAAACUGAGAUUCGAUCGGUCGUGGUUGUACACCUUGAUCCUGCAGUUUCUGAGUUUGAUAUACACAGAAAGCGUGAAGCCAGACCAAGUUUCCUACUGCGAGCGUUUCGUCGAGUUUCUGACAGAUUUGCAAAGUCAACUACCCACUCGACGAUAUGUCAACACUCUUUUGCUCGAUCUUCACGUUUUGCCCGCUAUGCGCCUAUCUCCUGUGUUCAACGACGAGGAAAACAAUCUCCUACGAGACCUUCAUGCGCUUCUCCGCCAUUAUUCGUAUUUUGCGAUUGACGAUCAAACAGGUGCACAGCUAAGCCGGACAGAAGCUUAUGACAGGCACUGCGCGAACUUGUCUAAACUGCAAAAGGUUUCGCUGAAGUAUUUUAAAGAAAAACUUACGGUGUUGGCGCUGUCAAACUACGGGUCUAUCGACAAGAGAGAUGAACUUUCAAGUUUGCUGGCGCCCCUUACGGAUGCCGAACUUGUAGAGCUAACGCGAUUACUUCACCUUCGGACUGGUUACCCUGACUCCUUGCGCGUUAGUAUUGACAGGAAGUUUCUUAUCGAGGUACUCCUCACUACGUUUGAGAAACGAAAGACUUUCCAGGAAGUAACACGCAGUAUGAGCCUUGUGCCAACCGAGCAGUCUCUGUUCGAGAAUAGCAUCAUGAGAACUGACAGUUAUGACGGGUCUCAUCCCCUCGCGUUGCCAAAACUCAACCUGCAGUAUUUGUCUGUCGGAGACUUUCUAUGGAGAUCGCUCGUUUUGUCCCGCGCCGAGGCUUUUUACGGUAUUAGAAAGGAUGUGGAAUCAGCCAUCCGUCGCCUCCGCCCCGAGAGCCGAAAGCCAGGGGAGACUAAUUUUCAGGGGUUUUCCAAGAUGGCGUUACCAACAACCAAGCCUUCGAUUCUCGAAGUUGCCCCGGCAUCUGUUGGGGACGACAAGCCAUCACUGGUUCGGGCGGAAAUCUCGAUUGAUGUCCGUCGGUUGAAUGAUGGUAUAAGACGUGAAUGGGACUCUUUGAGACCCGAUGAUGUUGUCCUUCUAUUGGCUAUCCAGGCGCCUGCUGCCAACAGCAUCACCAACGGAGACGCUUCUUAUUCUGAAGCUGAGAAGCUCGGGAUUGUUACUAUCCGAUCUGCUGAAAUCAUCCAGAUUACUGAUGACAAGGGUAAGGUCGUGCGUGAUGGCGCAGGCCAUUACGACGGUCGGCGGAGGCUUCAGCUAAGACUGGACUCAAGAACGUACGCUUUGGAUGCAGAGCGAUCGUCUGCAACCCCUCCGGAAGCAUACGAGAAAAUCAACGUAGUUUUGCGCCGGAGUGGAAGGGAGAACAACUUCAAGCCAAUCUUGGAAUCUAUCCGCAGUCUGACGCUUUCUGAAGUUCCUAUUGCCUCUUGGUUCCACGAGGUUUUCCUAGGCUACGGUGAUCCGGCCGGGGCAACUUAUAAGCAGCUGCCCAAUCGUCUUAAGACGAUAGAUUACCGCGACACUUUCUUGGAUUGGCAGCAUCUUACGGGAAGUUUGCCCGGAAAAAUUGUUGAGCCUAGUGACGAUGUCAGCGGCAGCUUCGGCCCGCCGUACGUGUUGGAGACAGCGGAAAAGCAGGCUGUUGAGCCACAAGCCAAGCCCUCCAAGAAGCGUCGUCGUGGCAUCGAGCCUGCACUUUUAGCAGAAGUAGAAACUGUGAAAGUGUCGACCUAUAAACCACCAAACAUGGGCCCAUACCCCGUUGAUGCACCGAAGCUGAAUACGGUGCGAUUCACCCCGGCGCAGGUUGAAGCCAUUACUUCCGGAACCCAACCAGGACUCACAGUUAUCGUGGGACCACCUGGCACAGGAAAAACGGAUGUUGCAACCCAAAUCAUCAACAAUAUCUACCACAACUUCCCGGAACAGAAGACUCUCCUGGUUGCGCAUAGCAACCAGGCGCUCAACCAGCUGUUUGCGAAGAUCGUGGCGCUUGAUAUCGACGAACGCCAUCUGCUUCGUUUGGGACACGGUGAGGAAGAACUCUACACGGAAGGUAACUUCAGCAAGCAUGGACGAGUGGAGUCAUUUCUGGAGAAUCGGGACCGGUAUCUACACGAAGUGAAUCGUCUAGCUAUUAGUGUCGGAGCUCCAGGUGCCCAUGGUAACUCUGCAGAAACGGCUGGCUACUUCAAUUCUGUCUACAUCGAGCCGGCUUGGGCAAGAUUCGUGGAACUUACAAAGCACGAGGAUACAACUGUUGCCAAUAUCCUCGAGGCUUUCCCGUUCCAUCUUUUCUUCUCAGACGCGCCACAGCCACUUUUCCCUCCCGAAGCGGAUCGAGACACCGUUCUGGACAUUGCGAACGGGUGCUAUCGACACAUUGAAAAGAUCUUCUCCGAACUGGCUGACGCCAUGCCGUUUGAAAUCUUGCGCCGAGACAAAGACAAGGCAAAUUACCUACUGACAAAUGAAGCUCGCAUCAUCGCCAUGACAUCUACUCAUGCAGCGAUGAGGCGGGGGGAGAUUGCGUCUCUCGGAUUUCAUUAUGACAAUGUGGUUAUGGAGGAAGCCGCUCAAAUUACCGAAAUCGAAAACUUCAUUCCGUUGGCCAUGCAGAAGCCACAGAACGGGCAGAUGGCUCUACAGAGGGUCGUCCUCUGUGGUGACCAUUUCCAGAAUUCUCCAGUCAUUCAAAGUUUGGCGUUCCGUCACUAUGCAAAUCUAGAACAGUCCCUCUUCUCACGUCUCGUUCGUCUGGGGGUCCCUACCAUCGCCUUGGAUCAGCAGGGAAGAGCUCGACCGUCCAUUGCCAGCCUUUACCAGUGGCGAUACCCCAAGCUUGGUAACCUGCCACACGUGGAGAGCGAGGGCGAAUAUCUUAACGCGAAUGCUGGCUUCAAGUAUGACUAUCAGUUUAUCAAUGUGCCAGAUUACAAGGGGCGUGGAGAGACUGAACCGACUCCCCAUUUCAUCCAAAACCUUGGUGAAGCGGAAUACGCGGUUGCCGUAUACCAGUACAUGCGUCUUCUAGGCUACCCGGCCUCGAAGAUUAGCAUUCUCACAACAUAUGCGGGACAGCGCGCCCUGGUGAAAGAUGUCUUGGCACACAGGUGUGCCAACAAGACCAUCUUUGGCAUGCCGAAGAUUGUCACAACUGUAGACAAGUACCAGGGCGAGCAGAAUGACUAUAUCAUUCUUUCGUUGACACGCACAUCCAGAGUGGGAUACCUACGGGACAUUCGUCGCAUGACGGUGGCGCUCUCACGUGCCCGUCUUGGGCUUUACAUAUUGGGACGCCGCGAGAUUUUUGAGGCAUGCUACGAGCUUCGACAAGCAUUUGAGCAGCUACUGGCUCGACCGGACAAGCUCAUGCUUGUCACUGGAGAAUUGUGGCCGGCAGAGAGGCAGCUUGCCGGUGUCGACAAGGCUGAGGUGCCAGGAGAGGUCUGCAUGGAGGGUGUGGAGCACCUUGGGCAGUACGUGUACGAGAUGACCAACACAAAGGUCAAGCAACUUCAAGCGGAAGGCGCGAUACCCGGUAGUGAUAUGGAGACGCAGGAGGCCCCUAUGGACGAAGUGGAAGAGGUCACGGAGCAGGUGGAUGACGUACAGCCGGAGGAAGCGCAAGGCUCCGAAGCGUGA